AAAGUGAAGAGAAUUCAGAUAAAAUUAGCCUGCCUGGUGCUGCUGAUGGUAACUGUUGAAAACACAGAGAGCAGGGAGUCAGUUCUACAUAGGGUUGGAGGCGGAAGAUAUUCAUGGAAACCAAAUGUUAACUUCACUGGUUGGGCAAUUCAUGAGUAGUUCUUUGUUGGUGAUUGGCUUUACUUUGGAUUCAACAAGCAGUCAUAUAGAGUUCUGCAAGUGAACGAGACAAGUUACCCCAAUUGCAUUGAAGAAAACUUCAUCAACAACAUAACAAAGGGUGGACGGGACGUUUUUAAUCUCACCAUGCCAAAACCAUACUACUUCUUAAGUGGCAGAGGCUACUGUUUCAAGAGAAUGAAAGUCGCCAUCUUUGUCCAAAACUACAACCAUUGCCAAUCACAAAUGGGUCUCUGCUCAACAAUGUUAACUCUAUUUCAAAUUUUCAAGCAAAGUUGA
This is a messenger RNA of Gossypium arboreum, 459 nucleotides long. Its product is annotated as lamin-like protein. The transcript has 2 exons. Gene Ontology annotation, molecular function: electron transfer activity. The record is from RefSeq and is a predicted model, not a curated record. Gene Ontology annotation, cellular component: plasma membrane. Lineage: Eukaryota; Viridiplantae; Streptophyta; Magnoliopsida; Malvales; Malvaceae.